Lactuca virosa is the source of this 516-nucleotide messenger RNA. NCBI's taxonomy places the organism in Eukaryota, Viridiplantae, Streptophyta, Magnoliopsida, Asterales, Asteraceae. The record is from the annotation of a GenBank genome assembly.
AUGUCGAUAGCUCCGAUGACGGCGAUGGUGGAUCCGAAGACCAUCUCUUUAUCAAAGCAUAUUGCUUUUGAAGUUGUUCAUCGUUACUUGAUUUGCAUAGUUCGAGCCUCUAGCACACUCAAGGCAUCAGAGAAUGUAGUUAAAGAACAGCCCCACAAAUCUCAUGGCUCAUCUUCACUCCCUUCUAAUUGGGACAGAUAUAAGGAUGAAGAUGAAGAUGAUAUCAUCACAGAAAGUCAAAUACAUGGUCAAUCUAGUAAACAAAGUAAUGUAGUUUUAUCGAAAAGUAAAGGUGCAGAUUAUGCUUACUUGAUUUCUGAAGCCAAGUCCCAGAAUUCAACGAGGUUUUCUUCAGAAAUCUUUCCAUCUCUUGAUGAUUUUGUUUAUAGUAAGGGGAAAGACUCCUUUCUUGUUGUAAGAGGAGAAAGCUUGCUGUCAUCGAUUCAAAAUGAUAGUUUCUUUGUGGAUGAUAAGACACCUGCAAACUAUGAGCAUAAGGAAGUGUUUAAACUAUAG